AUGUUCAGAAGGUUGAUCUAUGCAUGGUUGAUUGGUCUUGGGCUUGCGGGUAUUCUUGAAGGUAAUUUUGACUUUUUAAGCUUUUUAAAAAAAGUUCUUGUUUUGUAAAGAAAGUUUCUUCCAUUUUUUAUUUUGUAAAGAAAGUCUUUGCCAUUUUUUGUUUUGUAAAGAAAGUUCUUGCCAUUUUUUGUUUUGUAAAGAAAGUUCUUGCUAUUUUUUCUUUGUAAAGAAAGUUUCUUCUAUUUUUUUAUUUUGUAAAGAAAGUUCUUGCCAUAUUUGGUUUUGUAAAGAAAGUUCUUGCCAUUUUUUGUUUUGUAAAGAAAGUUCUUGUCAUUUUAAACCUAUUUUCAGACAGAGAAGUGAUAUGUUCAUCAGACAAGAUCGUAGUAAAUCUCAGCUUCGCUCGACCAUUCCGAGGCGUGGUUUUUGCCAAAGACAGAUAUUUGGAUAAGGAAUGUCGAUGGUUAGGUAAUGGUGGUCAUUACCUACUGGUAGCUGUCCCCUUGAGCUACAAAAACUCUACAGUGCUUGGAGAGGGGUUCUGUGGCAUCAGGUUUGAUUCUGUAAGCUUUUUUAUUUUGCGGUCAAAAAGUUCGUAGAAAAAAUUAAAAGAUUCAUAUUAGGGUAGAGUAGGGUAUGGUAUGGUAUGGUAUAGUACGGUAUUAAAGUUUUUAUUUUCAGAAAACGGGUGAACAUUCAGUGACAUUAAUAAUCAGCCCAGACCCAGUGAUACUGACAGAUGAAAGUAUAGCACUACAAACACAUUGUGUACAGACGAUAGAGGACUUUGUUAUUACACUCGAGCCUCCAAAGAACGAUGGAGCUUUCAAAGUGUCGUAAGUUACUUUACUUUAUCAUAUCCUACUUUACCCGAUCGUACCCUACCCUACCCUACCCUACCUUAUUCUACCCUACCCUACCCUACCCUACCCUACCCUACCCUACCCUACCCCACCUUACCCUACCCUACCUUACCCUACCCCACCCUACCCUACCCUACUCUAACCUACUCCAUUUUAUUUUACCGUACGUCACCGUAUCCACUGUACUUUAAUGCAACUUACAGUAUGAUACAGUAUUUUACCUAUAUUACCUUAACAUUUCUAUCAUACUUUGCACUAUUCUAACAUAGCUUACAUUACGAGUUCGUAUUUUGCCAUACCUUGUCCUAUCGGACCCAAUUGUAAAUACCUUACCGUAUCUUACCGUAUUCUGCUAUACCUUACUUUUUUAUACUUUAUUUUAACCAGCUCUUGCAUACGCCUACCUACUAUAAUAUCAUAGUUUUUUAAUUUCCAGACGAAGUGAAUCAAUGACAGUAACCGGAAACGCUGAAAAAGUGCCAUCCUUAUCAUUGAGAGUACUGGGUGACCACGGUUAUAAAGGGAAUGUCAUAACUGAAGGUUCUGUUGGUCAGAGGAUAACAUUGGACGCUAGGUUGGAGGAGUCUUGUGAGUUCUAUGAACUUUUGGACCGAGGAUUAAAAAAACUUCUAUAAACUUUUUGACCUUAAUAUCAAAAUUUAUUUCUACAAACUUUUUGACCGCCUAUACUAUAAUAUACUAUUUCCAGCCGUCUUUGACAUGUUCGUGCACGACUGUGUAGCCCACGAUGGUACCAACCAUCCAGAUGCCUCUGUACCUAUAAUCGAUAGUAAUGGAUGUGCUGUGAAAUUACUUCGAGCUAUUGAUCCGCCCGUGUUUUCAUCCUCCCCCAUGAAGAAUAUGGCUAAACAUGUGUAUAUUCAUCUGUAUGGGUUCCAAUUUACUAGUGCUAGUACAGUACAUUUUGAAUGUAAAGUUACUACGUGUUUGAAUGAAUGUCCUAUGAAAGUAGGUUUUAUAUUGACUUUCUAUAGACUUUUUGACCAUUUAUUCCAAAAAAUUAGCAUUUUUUAAAAAAAUUUUUGACUUUAGCAAUGCCCUGAUGAAGGCCUAUCUACUGUAACAUCGGCUGGAGAAAAACUCAAGACUUUUGUGAUAAAAACAGCUUUAGUCAUCGUUGCACCAUCUUCUCAUCCUCAAUGUAAGUACCAAGCCCUAGCCCAGAGCCCUAGCCCAGAGCCCUAGCCCAGAGCCCUAGCCCAGAGCUCCAGUCCUUGUCUUAGCCUUAGUCCUCAGUUUAGCCAUGUCUUUAGCUCUAGCUUUGGCAGUAACCUUAUUCAUAGCCAUAGCCUCAGACUUGGCCUCAGCUCAUCUAUAGUUCUAGCCGUUUAGCCGUGGCAUUAAUUCUAGCCUGCAUUUUAGCCUUAUUUUAGGCCUAAUAUUAGUUAUAGCUUCUGGUUUAGGCUUAACGCUAACCUUAUUUUCGGUUCUAGCCCAAGUCUUAGCGAUAGGUUUAGCCCUAGUCUCUAUCCUAGCUUCCGUCCUAGCCUUAGCUUUAGCUUUAGUUUUAGCCUAAACCCUAUUUUUGGUUCUAGUCGAAGCCCUAGCAAUAGGUUUAGCCUUAACUGCAGUCCUAGCUUCACAAAUUGGUAAGGCAGCCUAUCGCUACCGCAGCCUUGCCUCAUGCCUCUCUAAUCCUCACCUCUACCACCUCCUCACCGCUUUUUUAUAUGCCGGCUCAAACUACAGCCCUACCGUAGCACUAAGUUAAGUCCACCUAAAAUAGCUUUACGUUAAUUCUAGUCCAGGACUUCGUUUAUCACAUGUUUAACAUUAACAUCAUUUAUUAGCUUAGAACUUGUUUUAGCCCAAGCAAUGGAAAUGAAUGAGCAAAGAGAAUGUUUGGAGCCCCAAAUGGCCGUGUUUGUAUGUUUGGGGACAGUGCUCGUCUUCUGUAUAUUAACCUACUUUACUCGGAAGUUGAUACGAAGUUAUAAUCAGUUUGUUAGUGAGAAGCGAUGA
Molecule: messenger RNA, 2846 nt
Organism: Bursaphelenchus okinawaensis
Lineage: Eukaryota; Metazoa; Nematoda; Chromadorea; Rhabditida; Aphelenchoididae
Source: the annotation of a GenBank genome assembly